GCUAGAGGGAAGCGCCUGCGCAGAGUAAGACUCCGUGUCCGGACCAAAACUCCCAAGAUGCCGUGAAAGCCGAUUCCAAGCAACCGGAAGGCCGACUGGGGCGACGGGCGGGUGCGCCGCGAAAGCCAGCCAGUGGUGGUGUGCGGAAGGAGUGACGUAUGCGCCUGGUCUUCCAGUAGCGGACGUCGGAAAGUGUGUUGAGCGCAUGCGUCCUGUGGCACCCUAGAAAAAGGGGCUGCUGGCGGGCCGAGCUGAAGACAUGGAGCAGGGCUACGGAGGCUAUGGGGCAUGGAGUGCUGGACCCACCAACACCCAAGGUGCAUACGGAACCGGUGUGGCCAGCUGGCAAGGUUAUGAAAACUACAAUUAUUAUGGUGCCCAGAACACCAGCGUCACCACAGGAGCGACCUACAGCUAUGGCCCAGCCUCGUGGGAGGCCACCAAGGCCGGCGACAGCCUGGGAGCUGGGGGCCCUGCCAUGCACAUGGCUUCUUAUGGUCCAGAGCCGUGCACUGACAAUUCCGACUCUCUCAUCGCCAAGAUCAAUCAACGUUUGGACAUGAUGUCCAAGGAAGGAGGCAGGGGCGGGAGCAGCGGCGGUGGGGAGGGCAUGCAGGACCGGGACAGCUCCUUCCGCUUCCAGUCGUUUGAGUCCUAUGACUCCAGGUCUUGUCUGCCUGAGCACCAUCCGUACCGCCCCAGCUACAGCUACGAUUAUGAUUUUGACCUGGGGCCUGACCGAAAUGGGGGCUUUAACAGUCAGUACAGUGACUGCCGGGACCCAGCCCGUGAGCGGGGCUCCCUUGAUGGCUUCAUGCGGGGCCGGGGCCAGGGCCAGGGCCGCUUCCAGGACCGGAGCACCCCCAGCACCUUCAUGCGCAGCGACCCUUUCUUGCCGCCUCCGGCAGCCUCCUCUGAGCCCCUGUCCGCUCCCUGGACGGAGAUGAACUAUGUGGGUGGGCGGGGCCUGGGAGGCCCCUCCCCCAGCAGGCCACCGCCUUCCCUCUUCUCCCAGUCCGUGGCCCCAGACUUCAGUGUAAUGGGCAUGCAGGGGGCCGGCGGCUAUGACAACUCUGCGCCCUACGGAUGCGGCCGGUCGCAGACUCGGAUGAGGGAUCGGCCCAGACGGAGAGGGUUUGACCGCUGUGGCCCAGACAGCAUGGGCAGGAAACGGAAGCAGUUGCACAUCUACGAUGAGCCUGACACCAAACUGGCCCGGGCUGACAGCGAAGGAGAUUUUUCUGAAAAUGAUGAUGGAGCUGUUGACUUCCGGUCAGGAGAUGAAGAAUUCAGGGGUGAGGACGAGUUCUUUGACUCCGGGAGGCAGAGAGGAGAGAAGGACGAUGAGGAUGAUGAAGUAAAGAAGAGAAAGGAAAAGCAAAGGAGGAGAGACCGCAUGCGAGACCGAGCGGCAGACAGGAUUCAGUUUGCCUGUUCUGUGUGCAAGUUUCGUAGCUUUGAAGAAGAUGAAAUCCAGAAGCAUCUACAAAGCAAAUUUCACAAAGAGACACUGAGGUUUAUAAGUACCAAACUCCCUGACAAGACCGUGCAGUUCCUCCAGGAGUACAUCGUAAACAGGAAUAAGAAAAUUGAGAAGCGGCGUCAGGAGCUGAUGGAGAAGGAAAGCACAAAACCCAAACCAGACCCUUUCAAAGGGAUCGGCCAGGAGCACUUUUUCAAGAAGAUAGAGGCGGCUCACUGCCUGGCUUGUGACAUGCUGAUCCCCGCGCAGCAUCAGCUCCUCCAGCGGCACCUGCACUCGGUCGACCACAAUCACAACCGCAGGUUGGCUGCUGAACAGUUCAAGAAAACCAGUCUCCAUGUGGCUAAGAGUGUUUUGAACAACAGACACAUAGUGAAGAUGCUGGAAAAAUACCUCAAGGGUGAAGACCCUUUCACCAACGAAGCCGUUGAUCCAGAAGUCGAAGGAGAUGACAAUUUAGGAGGUGAGGAUAAGGAAGAGACACCUGAAGAGGUGGCUGCGGAGGUCUUAGCUGAGGUUAUUACGGCAGCAGUGAGAGCCGUAGACGGGGCGGGAGCGCCUGCUCCGGAACGCAGUGAAAUGCUGGCCGAAGGGGAAGGCCCCGUGGACUCGGCGGAGGCCGCUCGUGGCCCCCACUCUGAACAGCUGGGAGAAGUGGAGACACCGUGUGGCACAGCAUCUGAGAAGGGCAGCGCCGAAGCAGAGGCUGGGGGUGAAGCCGCCCAGGCCGGCAACGAGGCUGCUGAGGCAGGAGGCGAAGUGGCAGCAGAGGCGGAGGGCGCCGAGGUAGUCCCUGCUCCUGCCCCUGCCCCUGCCCCUGCCCCUGCCCCUGCCCCUGCCCCUGCUCCUGCCCCGGCUGCUGCGGGAGCCAAAGAGAAGCAGACGGAUGCAGAGCCCGAAGGUGACGUUCCCACAGACUGAGCCUCCUCCCCGUUUCAGGGGAUGUGUUUCAGAAAUGCGUUGCUCUCUCUCCUUUUGCAUUGCUCUCUCUCACUGUUUGUAAGCAGUGCUAGGUGUGUUACUGGAAUAUGCUGGAAACUUUGGUGAAGAGAGCCAGCCGUUUCCUUGCAAAAAGUGUACCUCACGGGCUUGUGUUGCAGAGUUGUCUGGCUUUCCGCCUUGGUUUAAAGGCUGCAGAAGUUGUACAUUCCCCCAAGUGGCUGUGAAAUCUCUCUACACUGCAGUUGGAGUAAUAAAAGUUGGGUAAUUAGAUUUUGAUGAUAUUUUGCUUGUUAAAUACAGCAACUGGCUGAAUGCCCUUUUUAUUAUUAUUAUUAUUAUUUUUUUUUUUUCUGAGAGCAGCUUAAUACUAGGGUAUAUCUUGUUUUAGAAAGGGUUUUUUGGUUUUUUUUAAGUUUCAAGAAUUUGCUUUGGCUUCAGUUUUUGACCUGCUUCGGGAGCACACCGUGUGUGGUGUGUGAUCCUCACAAGAUGUAGCAGAAUCUUGUUAACUUGAUGUUGGUUCUGUCACGUCAGUGACCUCUUCUCAAAGGCCUCAUGAAUCUGACAGACCGGCACCCUUGGACGCCCUCCCGCUUGCCCCUCAAGAAUGAGGACAUUUUGCCUAGGGCAUUAUUUUCCCAAUCUUUAGUCUUUGGUGUAUCACCUUUAUAGUUUUUGUUUUGUUUUUACCUCAUUUGUGUUCCACCUUUGUUACUUCAGGGUUGGGUUUUUUUUUUUCUUCCUUUAAAGUGAGUUGCUUCUACAAUAUAUUUAGAAAGAAAACUUGGUGUCACUCCCAUGAGUGGAAAACAAAUAUAAAUUGCCAUAGAUAGAUGCUAUCUGUAAGAAACGAAUACAGUGAAAUACACACAUUUCAAAUACUACCCCUUUGGAGGUUUAGGGAUCUGGGAAAGUUAGCCUGUGUAAAAGGGUAGCAAGCGAGUUAUACUUUGAUAUAAUCAAGAGAAUUGAAAGACGCUUCCCUUUUGAAAUGAUACUGCUGGGCCUGUUUCCCUGCAAAGCUUUGAACUGUCUCACUCGGGGAAGCAUCGGCGGGGGGGCGGGGAAUUUACUAGAUGGUAAAAGACUUGAGGAGCAUCUCUUGUGCACAAGGUGCUAAUCCCUGAUAAAAGUUAAGAUAUGGGCCCUGCUCUCAAGGAGCUUUAUUGGAGACAAGAUGAAUAUUUAUGAAAGGUCAAUAUAAGAACUAGAAACAAAUAAAUUGCUCAGUAAGCAAGAAAA
This is a messenger RNA of Panthera uncia (snow leopard), 3667 nucleotides long. RefSeq names its product A-kinase anchoring protein 8 (gene AKAP8). Gene Ontology annotation, cellular component: nuclear matrix; nucleus. The record is from RefSeq and is a predicted model, not a curated record. Lineage: Eukaryota; Metazoa; Chordata; Mammalia; Carnivora; Felidae. Bases 260 to 2404 code for a protein of 714 amino acids. The transcript has 14 exons. Gene Ontology annotation, molecular function: protein kinase A regulatory subunit binding; DNA binding.